This is a messenger RNA of Gloeophyllum trabeum ATCC 11539, 1662 nucleotides long. RefSeq names its product amidase signature enzyme. Bases 1 to 1662 code for a protein of 553 amino acids. The record is from RefSeq and is a predicted model, not a curated record. Lineage: Eukaryota; Fungi; Basidiomycota; Agaricomycetes; Gloeophyllales; Gloeophyllaceae. The transcript is spliced from 7 exons.
AUGCUGCUGUCGUAUUUGGCGUACCGGAGCGCUUGCCUGAAAAAGCAGAGGGACAGGCAGGCGCAGAUCGACGCGCUCCCGAGCGAGUACCACGCGCCCAUCACCCCAUUCGACGUCAACAUCCUCGACAAGCCCGUCUCAGACAUCGUCGCGCAGGUCCAGACCGGCAAGCUCUCCCCCCAGCACGUCCUGACCGCCUACGGCAAGAAGGCGCUGAAAGCACAGGCAGAGCUGAACUGUCUGACGGAGGUCCUCCUCUCUGACGCGCAGGUGUGGGCGGAGGAGUGCAACCGCAAGGGGCCCCUGGCGGGCAUGCCGGUGAGCCUGAAGGAUAUGGUGAACGUGCGGGGCUACGACUCGUGCCUGGGGUACGCGGCGUGGGUGGGCAAGCCGGCGGAGAGGGACUCGGCGAUCGUGAGGCUGCUAAGGGAUGCAGGCGCGGUGCCGUUCGUGAAGACGCAGAUUCCGAUCACGCUGCUGUCGUACGAGAGCGCGUCGGACGCGCUGGGUGUCGCGGAGAACCCGCACAAGAAGGGGUACUCGCCCGGCGGGUCGACUGGGGGUGAAGCGGCGCUGCUUGCGUACGGAGGAAGCAGGAUCGGGAUUGGGUCGGAUGUCGCAGGGAGCGUGAGGGUGCCCUCGCAUUAUUCGGGGGUGUAUACUAUAAAGUCGUCGACGACGAGGUUUAUUCGGAGAGAUACGUCUACGAGCAAUGCGGGGCAAGAGGGGGUGCUGGCUGUGUUUUCGCCUAUGGCGAGGACGUUAGAUGAUUUGGAGUACUUCUGGAAGGCUAUCAUGAGCAUGAAUCCUUGGAAGUAUGAUCAUACCGUUAUUGAGCUGCCCUGGCGGGAAGUGCGACUUCCGGAGAAGAAAGUAAAGUUCGGCGUUAUGUGGACGGAUGGCGUUGUCACUCCAUCUCCUGCGUGUCAUCGUGCCUUACGGGAUGUGGUAUCUAGCCUCAGAGACAAUGGGUAUCAAGUAGUCCCUAUCAACCCUCCCUCUCCCUAUGAGGGAUUCAAAAUCGCGUCUGCCCUCAUUGCUGAUGCAUGCGAAGUCGCCUGCCGAAAGGUGAUGCCCUGGGAGAACAACGACCCCGGCAUGAAACAAGCCAUGGCGCUCUACCGUCUGCCGCGCUGGCUCAAACGCAUCUACGCGUGGUACCUGCGCUACAUCCGGCGCGACGACGUCUACGCGGGGCUCGUCGAGGGCUGGCACAGCAAGAGCGCGCAGGAGAUCUUCGCUCUCGUCGCGAAGCGCGAGGAGUACCGCGCGCGGUGGUUUGACUUCUGGAACGAGACGGGCAUCGAUUUCGUGCUGACAUGCCCGAAUGCGAUGCCCGCGGUGCCGCAUCGCGGGAUGAGGGAUGCGUUUACAAAUUGCUUGUAUAGUUUCUUAUUUAAUUUGCUGGAUUACCCGGCGGGCGUGAUGCCCGUUACGCGCGUAGAUAGGGAGCUGGACAGCCUCGAUCCGAAGUUCAGACCGCGCAACGUCAUCGAAGCGGGCGCGUACAAGCUGUACGACGCGGAGAAAAUGCACGGCCUGCCCGUGGGCGUGCAGAUGGUCGGGCGCCGGCUGCAGGAGGAGAAGGUUAUGGAGGGUAUGAAGCUGAUCCAGCGGCUUUUGGUUCACGACGGGAAGGAGUACGAGUUGCUGCACACGUAG